AUGCUAGAAGGCGUACUGCAUGUCCAUCAGGCGGCGUUAACGGCUGUGCUGGAGGGAGAUAUGGAGAUUAAGGAGUUUCUCAAGGAGUUGGCUGAGUCGAUGAAAACUAUGAAGUACUCCUCGAAGGUCAAAGUGGCUCGUGAGGGCUUCUUGCCAUUCUAUCGGCGAGCUGUGGCGGUUAUCACUAAGAAUGGGUAUUACGGUGAAGGUCUUGUCGAAGUGCUGUUACGGGUGGGCCGUUUGCUCCGAUUGAGGACGUUCACGCGGAUAAUACGUUCAUAUCGGGAAAAGUUCGCCUCCAUACCCCCCUCAGAGUUGGCUCUGUUCCCUCAGCUCUUGGAGAGAGUCGACGCACAGGAGCUCGUUCGGGAGAUGGUCGGGCAGCUCGUGGUGAAGUCAGACGAGACAGAGCGGUUUAUGAGCCCUGUAAUGGUGUUGGAAGGCCUUGUCAAAUCUGGCGUAUUAAUGACAACUGAUCAAGAAGACUCUAGGAGACUAUUCACGCGAGCACUGAGUGAAAUCGUGGAUGCUCUAGCGGCUGAAGGGCGGUUAGAUGAGGAGGAAAUGCUGGCUGUGUUGGAGAGUAUCGCUCUCGGGUACAGUAUAGAACAGGAGUUGACCACAGAGGUGUGCAAAAAGAUGUGUCCGACUCUUGCUGCAUCACCUAAGGGAGGUCGCGUAAGGGCGAUCAAGGUCUUGGCUGAGGUGGCUCCGGUGGAGCUCGCCGCAGUGAUGGUCACUGAGCUGGACGAGACCAAGAUCCUCGGUGGGUUGAGGGAGUCGCAGUUGCCGUCGGUGGUGUCCGUAUGGAUGCAGCUAUUGGCUCUACCGGGGGGUCACGACUCCCGACUGCUCCGUCUAGCAGAUUUGAUAGCAAGCAGCGAAAGUGCGACAGUGGGGGGAUAUGUGUCGGGCGUGGGCUGCCUUGGGAGCUUGUGA
This is a messenger RNA of Perkinsus marinus ATCC 50983, 939 nucleotides long. RefSeq lists its product as hypothetical. The record is from RefSeq and is a predicted model, not a curated record. The transcript has 9 exons. Bases 1 to 939 code for a protein of 312 amino acids. NCBI's taxonomy places the organism in Eukaryota, Perkinsozoa, Perkinsida, Perkinsidae.